Molecule: messenger RNA, 2623 nt
Organism: Pelobates fuscus (common spadefoot toad)
Lineage: Eukaryota; Metazoa; Chordata; Amphibia; Anura; Pelobatidae
Product: thread biopolymer filament subunit alpha-like
Exons: 10
Coding region: 16-1974 (652 amino acids)
Source: RefSeq, a predicted model, not a curated record
AAAUGGAUAGUGGAUAUGGGAUUGCUUUGCUCUGGAGAGUUAAGGCUUGGAUACACAAAGUUCUCAGGAGGCGUCAAGAUGGGAAUUGAAAAGCAAGUCAAGGUCACCAGUGGGGCAGUGCGCUAUGGCGCCUCAUAUGGAGGCAAUAGACUCUUCUCAAGCAGCAGAAGCUCUGGCAGGUCUGGGUUUGGAGGAGGCGGCUUUGGAGGUGGUUUUGGAGGAGUAGGGCUCUCCAGAGCCGUUGGGUUUGGAGGAGGAGGCGGUGGAGGUUUUAGCCACAGAGGUGGAUAUGGUUUUAGUGCAGGUAGUGGUUUCAGAGGUGGAUUUGGCGGAGGUGCAGGGUUUGGAGGGGGGUAUGGAGCUGGAGGUGGGUUUGGAGCUGGUGGGGGGUUUGGAGGAGGUGCGGGAGCGGGUUAUGGUUUAGGAGGAGGAAUUGGAGCUGGAGGUGGAAGAUUGGGGGGAGCACUAGGAGUUCUUAAAACCCGAUUGGGAGGUAGAGGAUUUAAGGUCGGUAGCUAUGGCUACGGCCCCUCACUCUUGUUUGGAGCAAGGCCAGGAUUUGGUGGACCAGGCGGUCCUGGUGGCCUCCCCGACAUCCCCUCCAUUGACCCAUCCCUGCCCUCUGUGGACACUGUCCAGGUGACCCGCCUAAAGGAGAAGGAGGAACUCCAGCACUUGAACAACAAGUUUGCAUCCUUCAUUGACAAGGUCCGCAGCUUGGAACAGCAAAAUACCAUCCUUAAAGCCCAGAUUUCUGUAUACAAUAGAAGUGACCCAAGUGGUCCAGCAAACACCUCUGUAGUGACAACCACUGCUGUUGCUGGCUACAAGGCACAGAUUGAUACUUUAACCCAAACCAAACAAGCACUGCUGGCAGAAAUCGAUCACUACAAGCACAUUAUUGAGGAAGUGCAAGUGAAAUAUGAGGAAGAUACAUCAGUAACAAAGACUUUGGAGGGAGAAUGGACCACACUGAAAGAGGAUGUAGAUCACUUGUAUUUGACCAUCUUCGACUUGCAGACAAAACUUACUGGAGUUGAAGAUCAAAUAACUCUUUCCAAACAAAUAUAUGAUGCUAAAGUCAGAGAAGUGCAGACUCUUGUUACAGGUGGAACAAAAGCAGCCAUUUCCAUCUUAUUCGAUAACUCUGCCCAGGCUGUAGACCUUACAACAGCCAUUUCUGAUAUGAAACUACAAUAUGAAUCUCUAGUUGCAAAGACCAAGCAGGAUGCUUUUGCCGCAGCAGAAAGCAAGAUCAUUUUGGCAUCUGGAUCUUUACAACAACCAACCGUAUAUGCCCUGACAUCUUACAAAGAAGAGCACAGGUUGCUGAAACAGCAGGUGGAAUCCAUACAACGUGAAAUAGAGCGUGUUAAGACAGUGAACCUCCAGAUAGAAUCUCAGAUAUCAGAGGCAGAAAGCAGCACAUCUGGUGAGACAGACACAUAUCAAGAACAAGCUUCAGCCCUCAAGUCACAGUUAGAUGACAUCAGAAAGCAAAUUGCUCACUAUGGCCAAGAAUAUCAAGAUCUCUUGGCAGUGAAGAUGGGAUUAGAUGUUGAAAUUACUGCUUACAAGAAACUCAUGGACAGUGAAGAGCUAAGACUCAACAGUGGAAGUAGCAUCACUGUACACAUGUCUAAAUCAUCUCUAGGAGGAGGUGGAGGUGGAGGUGGUGCUGGAGGCGCUGGAUAUGGCUUGGGAGGUGGCCUCGGUGGUGGCUUUGGCGGAGGUUAUGGUGGCGGCUUGGGUGGUGGCCUAGGAGGAGGUCUAUCAACAAGCUUUGCAAGUGGCCUAGGAGGAGGCCUAGGAGGAGGCCUUGGUGGAGGCCUAGGAGGAGGCCUUGGAGGUGGUUUUUCUCUAUCUAGUGGUCUUGGCGGAGGCAGUGGCAUUGGAUUUGGAGGAGGCGGCUAUGGUGGAGGACUAUACGGAAGCCUGAAUUCAAGCUCAAUAUCCACCUCUACCACCUAUUGAAGAGGGCUAACGGCUAAACAUCUACGAUGAAUGUUUGAGAACUUGCGUUACUGCGUGAAGAUUUCAACACAACCAGAUUUCGUAAACGCAAUGUUUUAUGUCUGCACUUAGCUUCCAAGAAGACAACCAAUGCUUAACAAUUCUUUACUUGAUAUUUUCUUAUAACAAGGGAACCUUUGUUAUAUAUUUUUUAAUCUUGCGGUUAAGAGGUGCUUUUUUUCCCCCUGUCUGUUUCUAAAUACUGACCAGCUACUUUCAACAGAAUGAAAGAUAAAUUAUACAUGUAACCAAGAGCCUGCCACAUAAAUCUCUAAUUACUAAACUGCAGGAAGUUUGGCUUUUAAGGGAUUUCUCACUGAGUUAUGGACUGCUGAACAGAAAAAGGACAGGACUGUAUUUGUCAGGCUGAAAAUGUGCAAUAAUGGAAACGCAGUAUAAAUGAUUACUGUGAUUGACGUACUGCCAACUUUCGAAAAGCUGCAAUUUCAUGCUAAACACACCAUGUACUAAUCCUAUUAAAGGAGUUUAUUACAAUCUCCUACAGAGUCCUUGUUGUAAAACAUUUAGCAGAUUCCUGAGCAGAAUAAGGGCUUUUUUUUUUAAAUUGUAAAGAAAUCUGAAAAAAUAAAAAUAAAAAGCAUUUCUUAAA